Doryrhamphus excisus (bluestripe pipefish) is the source of this 803-nucleotide messenger RNA. It is a transcript of the gene mrps10, whose product is annotated as mitochondrial ribosomal protein S10. Gene Ontology annotation, biological process: translation. Gene Ontology annotation, cellular component: mitochondrion; ribosome; mitochondrial small ribosomal subunit. Lineage: Eukaryota; Metazoa; Chordata; Actinopteri; Syngnathiformes; Syngnathidae. Gene Ontology annotation, molecular function: structural constituent of ribosome. The record is from RefSeq and is a predicted model, not a curated record.
GCCUGUUAUGCAACAUGUCCUCUCAGUGGAUGGAUUAGCAAGGACGGAAGAGGCAGUAGAGGAAACAUGCCACUUCCGGUUUCCCAACCGCCUCCUCCAAAACAUGGCGGCCUCCAUGACGCUACGAAGAAAAUUUUGCUCCCUAACAAGGAUAUUGAGUGGAAUAUCACGUUCGGGACCACCCGUUCUGGGCUCUUGUGCAGCCCCUAAGAAAUGCUUUGCAAUGCGGUCUCCACUCCCUUUGACCCAAGGCCCAUUCUUCCACACAGCAGCAGCACUGUCAUCAACAGUGUCACCAAUCACCAUCACAGAACAGCCGGACACACUUUUCCAGAAGGUGACAGUGUUGGUUAAAGGUCAUGAUCGUGCCGUCUUGGAUAGCUACGAGUACUUUGCUACCAUGGCGGCAAAAGAGCUGGACAUUACCGUCAGCAACGUCUUUGAGCCCCCCAAGGACAUAGAGAGGCUUACAGUCCUGAAGUCAGUUCACAUCUUUAAAAAACACAGGGUUCAGUAUGAGAUGAGGACACACUACAGAUGCAUUGAGUUGGCUCAUCUAACAGGCUCCACGGCACGGGUGUAUCUGGAGUACAUCCAGCGGAACCUUCCCGAAAGCGUAGCCAUGCAGGUGACAAAGGUUGCUAUGGAGAAAGUUCCGGAUCAUAUCACUGAACCCAUGUGGAAAGAUGAGCCCACGGAGGAAGCUCAGAAGCCCAGCCAAUAGUAUACAUAGUUACUGUGUCAGUGUAUGUUUUUUUUAAUAAUAAAACCUUCAAAUUUUGACUGUCUUAUUUAAAAAUAAA